UCUUCCGGACAGGUGUUUUCUCAUGACAGCGACACAGAUACAUUUCUUUGCCUGAUUACAUUAAAGGAAGCAAUCUCUUUGCUAGCUGAGUGGCCGCGCAGUCUCUGUGUCCCGCUACCAUGGCAUCCUCACUGCUGCUUGAUCUGCUGUCCCUGAACAUAACUCAGCUCUGCCAAUGGGCGGCCUGGCUCUGUGCCCUGUUUGCAAUAUUCAAAGCAUGCAAACUGUACCGAACAAGGAGAGAGCUGCUGGCAACAUUUAAAGAUUUCCAGGGUCCUAAGACCCACUGGCUGUUUGGGCAUGCCAACGAGUUCAAAGGAGAUGGGAAAGACUUGGACAUUUUGAAUCGCUAUGCUGAAAAAUACCUGUACGCCUACCCGUUAUGGAUGGGGAAAUUCUUUGCCUCGCUAAUCAUCUGCCACCCUGACUAUGCCAAGGCCAUUCUCACCAGACAGGAUCCAAAGGAUAAUUUUGGGUACUACUUUAUAACUCCGUGGAUUGGGAAGGGUUUGUUGGUUUUGUCUGGACAGAAGUGGUUCCAGCACCGUCGGCUGAUAACCCCUGGAUUUCACUACGAUGUACUGAAGCCGUAUGUGAAGAUAAUGUCAGAUUGUGCCAACGUUAUGCUGGAUAAAUGGGAGAAACUGGUGCCUGAGAAGAAGUCAGUGGAGCUUUUUCACUACGUCAGCUUGAUGACACUGGACACCAUCAUGAAAUGUGCCUUCAGUUACCAUAGUAACUGCCAGAAUAACAGUGACAAUGCCUAUAUUAAAGCGGUAUAUGACAUCAGUUACAUCGUGGAUUACCGCUUUGGAUGCAUUCCGUAUCACAAUGAUCUUAUUUUCUACCUGAGCCCUCAUGGAUUCCGCUUCCGCCGAGCGCUAAAGAUAGCGCAUCAACACACCGCUAAGGUUAUUAGAGAGAGAAUGGAAUCAAUCAAACAGGAAAAAGAACUUGAGAAGAUUAAACAGAAGAGACAUUUAGACUUUCUGGAUAUUCUUCUGUGUGCAAAGGAUGAAAAUGACCAAGGUCUGUCGGACGAGGACCUACAAGCCGAGGUGGACACCUUUAUGUUUGAGGGACAUGAUACAACAGCCAGUGGGAUCUCCUGGAUUUUGUACUGUAUGGCCAAGCACCCUGAACAUCAGCAGAAGUGUCGCGAAGAGAUCAGGGAGAUAUUGGGGGAGCGGAACACUGUGGAAUGGGAUGAUCUGGGUAAAAUGAUCUACACCACUCUAUGUAUUAAGGAGAGUAUGAGGCUUUACCCACCCGUCCCAGGUGUUGCCCGGGAGCUCAGUCAACCAAUUACGUUCUGCGAUGGACGGAGUCUUCCAAAAGGUGCUAAUGUCCUUCUGAGUUUAUAUAACAUCAACAGAUGUUCCAGCAUUUGGGAAGAACCAGAUGUUUUUAACCCCCAGCGCUUUUCUCCUGAAAAUACAUCCACCAGAAGCUCGUAUGCCUUCCUCCCCUUCUCUGCUGGAUCCAGGAACUGUAUUGGACAAAACUUUGCUAUGAACGAGAUGAAAGUGGCCGUAGCACUGACCUUACAGAGAUUUGAACUAAGUCCAGACCCUGAUAAUGAGCCAUUAAUGCUGCCACAACUUGUGUUACGCACUGUGAAUGGAAUUUACCUCCAUCUUAAGAAGGUGGAGAAGGAAGAGAUAAAGGAGCGGAUCUGACGUGUCUCGUCUGCAGAAUUUGCGUUGUGAUGUUCCUGUUUUUCGUGUGAAUAAUAACAUGUUAAUGAAUGUUAGUAAAAUAUAAGAAUGAAUUUCAGAUAUCACUCUUGCUGGCAAACUCUA
Messenger RNA from Pelobates fuscus (common spadefoot toad), 1802 nucleotides. Its product is annotated as cytochrome P450 4B1-like. Gene Ontology annotation, molecular function: heme binding; monooxygenase activity; oxidoreductase activity, acting on paired donors, with incorporation or reduction of molecular oxygen. The record is from RefSeq and is a predicted model, not a curated record. Lineage: Eukaryota; Metazoa; Chordata; Amphibia; Anura; Pelobatidae. The coding region runs from base 120 to 1679 and encodes 519 amino acids. The transcript has 12 exons.